AGGAAGGGGCCGGCCUCGCGAGGCCCCCCCUUGUCAUUGGCAGCCAGGGCGAAGGCGCCGGGGCGAUGUCUUGCUGCGGGAGCGGCGCCGUGGGCGCGCGAGGCCUCGGCCGCCUCCUUCUGCUCCGUGAGUGAGGGGCUGCCGGCGGGGGGGGCGGGGCCAGGCCGGUGGAGGCGGGGCCAACGGGAGGGGGGGUCUCGUCACGUGACGCUGAACUACUUUUCCUCCCCCCCAUAAAUUUAACCCUUAUCUCUGCCCUUUUCGGGGUGGGGGUCCUCUCAAUCACCCCUUUCUGUUCUGAAAUGGAAUUAAAGGUAAGGGAAGGAGGUAUAGAUAUUGCACGUUCGGGGAAUUUGCAACCAUACAAAUAAUAAUAAUAAUAAUAAUAAUAAUAAUUUAUACCCCGCCCAGCUGGCUGAAUUUCCCCAGCCACUCUGGGCGGCUUCCAACAAAAGAUUAAAAAUACAUUAAAACAUCAGUCAUUAAAAACUUCCCUAAACAGGGCUGCCUUCAGAUGAGUUAAGAGCUGUCCUUGGCCACAAAUAAGACAUGUAGGGCUGCAUAUGAAUUCAAUAAAUGCUAAUAAUGAUAAUGUGGGGUUGGGGGUUUGGGGGGUGGGCAAGAACCUCAGUUAAGUAUUUUUUAUGGAUUUACUUGAUUUAGUGGGUGGCAGCUGCCUCCCCUCUUGGCUACACCCAUGUCUGCAUAUCAGAGCCACAGCUCAGCAAUACCUCAAGGACCACCUCUUUCCAUAUGAACCUACCCGGAUCCUGAGAUCAUCUUCUGAGGCUCUCCUUCGUGUGCCUCCUCGAGAGGUCUGGAGGGUGGCAACACGAGAGCAGGGCCUUUUCUGCAGUGGCUCCCCAUCUGUGGAAUGCUCUCCCCAGGGAAGUUCACCUGGCACCUUCGUUGUACACCUUUUUAACUAGGCCUUUGGGUGAUAUGAUUGACAUCCUAUGCCCUUUUUAAAAAGUGGCUCUUUUUGGUGUGUGUGUGUUAUUGGGUUCUUGUUUACAUUUUGAUUUUAUAUAUUGUGAUCUUUUCUGUGAACUGCCCUGAGACCUCCGGGUAUAGGGCGGUAUAUAAAUUCAAUAAUCGAUCAAUCAUAUAAAUUCAAUCAAUCAAUAAGCAAGCUAUGGUGUGUGUGGUGGCCAGGGUUUUUUACCCCAGAGGGGCAUCCUUGAGGCUCCCAGCUUGUGUGUGUAUACAAAUACAUAUGGGGUAUUUGUGCCAGUCUGAGUCUUUGACCUGGGUGGAUUAAAGCCUAGUUAUGUGUGUUUAUACUUCUGCUGGUGCAGAAGUUCAGCCAUUUGGUCGCUCACUGGAGAAAGAUGGUUUGAGCAUCUUGCACCCAUCCUGGUCUGACUGCGCUGGCUUCCACUCAGCUUCUGGGCCCAAUUCAAAGGGCAGGUUUAGACCUAGAAAGCCUUAAACAGCUCAGGACCACAGUACCUCAAGGACAGGCUCUCCCCAAACGAACUGACCUGGACCCUGUGAUCAUCCUCAGAGGUCUUUCUUCGUUUGCUUCUUCCGCAGGAGGUCUGGAGGGCGGCGACAUGAGAAGGCGACCUUUUCUGUGGUCCCUCGCUGUUUGUGGAAGUCUCUCCCCAGGGAGGCUCGCCUGGUGCCAUCAUGACACUUAGGUGCUAUUGAUCUCAAGCAAACACUAGUUUCUGGCUUGGGCUGGGCUAAUUUUGCCUGGGAAUUUUAGUUCCAGUGGCGUAGCUAGGCGUGAGCCCCAGAUCUUUUUUUUUUGCUUCACCCCAUAUCUCCACCUUCUUCCCACCUUGUAAGAAUUACUGUUAUUAAACCUUUUUGCUUCCAUAGUCACUGGGCAUGCUGCAAAGCAUAGUGGCACCUGCCAUUUUAAGUUGAUCUGAGCCCUAAUUUUUUAUCUGUAGAUUUAAAAUAAGGACUUAGGAAGUUGGGACACGGGUGGCACUGUGGGUUAAACCACAAAGCCUAGGGCUUGCCGAUUGGAAGGUCGGCGGUUCGAAUCCCCGCGAGGGGGUGAGCUCCCGUUGCUCGGUCCCUGCUCCUGCCAACCUAGCAGUUCGAAAGCACGUCAAAGUGCAAGUAGAUAAAUAGGUACCACUCUGGCAGGAAGGUAAAUGGCGUUUCCGUGCACUGCUCUGGUUCGCCAGAAGUGGCUUAGUCAUGCUGGCCACAUGACCCGGAAGCUGUAUGCCGGCUCCCUUGGCCACUAAAGUGAGAUGAGCACCGCAACCCCAGAGUCGUCUGUGACGACCUAAUGGUCAGGGGUCCCUUUACUUUACUUAGGAAGAUAGGAAGCUGCCUUAUAUUGAGUCAUACCCUUGAUCCAUCUACCUUAGUGUUGUCUACACUGAUUGGAAGAGGCUCUCCGGGGUAUCAGAAGGGGCUUUCCAAGUCCAAAGAUGCUUCAGAGGAGGGGGAGGGGCUUGAGCCUGCAACCUUUGCCAUGCAAAAAUUUGCUCUGCCAAUGAGUUGCAGCCCUUCGCUGUAACACAGCUGGUUAGCUUCAGAUGUAUGCAAGCACGUGUUUGUGACAUGCUUGUACCGCAAAAUCUUCCACUCCCCCUGGGCUGUUUUGUUUGUUGCCUGGGCACUCAUUGGUGCAGAUCUUAAUUCCCCAGACCACACACUCGGUGCUACCUCGGAAUUAAAAAUACAGUACAGUAGUUAAAACACUUUGCUGCUCCUUGAGAUGUAUUCCCCCUCUUCCAUUAAACUAAAAUAAAUAAAUAAACAAAACCCAGGCAAAAUAAAAACCACAGGCCAUGUGAGGUUUGGUGUGUAGUUGAAUUCUUACUGGAGGAAAGGCACCUCAUCUCAACCAUAAUUGCUUUUUAUGGCUUUAUAGCUAUAGCUUAACAAUGUGAAAACCAAGAGUACACAUUCGCAGUGGAACAAUAUAAUGAAAGUUGAGUGGCACGUUUCUGCAUGCUCUCAUACUUUCUUUUGUUCCUGGAUGUAUUCCUGGGUUCUGUUCACGUUUGUCUGGAUGAAGAGUGUAGAAUUUUAAAAAAUGUGUUUGUGUUUUGCACGUUUCCUUGUUCCCUCUCUCUCUCUCUCUCCUCUCCCCCCCCCUCUUUUUUGAGUUUCAUGAGACCAUCAGUUUUUCUUUUUUGAUUCCAUCCUUUGCUGUUCCAGCAUGAGCAGAAUGGACUUUUGCUUGUGAAAUGGGACCUCACCUCCCUUUUCUCUUCUUGCAUGUACAUGGAAUCUGCUGGGGGGGGGGGGAAUUUGGGGACCCUCUGGAGCAGAUUUGAGGGGUGCACAGGGUUUAAGGUGGUGCAGAAGAGAGGAUGAUAAAAUCCCAUUGGCCAAGGGAACAUUCACUCACGCAGCAUUGGAUUCCACCCAGUUUAUAUGCAUCUAUCUAGUUUGACCGACAUGAGUUUUUACUGAGUUCUUAGUAAACAGCUGUAACUUGUGGUUGCAGCCCAAAAAACCCCUCCCCCCUCCAGUCUCUUGGCAUGUGCAGGGGUUUAACACUGCAGACAUGUAUCUGCUUAAACUAGAGCACAAUGAACAAUGCUGGUUUAUAGCAAUUGCUAUAGUAAUUAGUUUUGUGAGUCUCAGAACUUGUUUGGUGAAGUUAAUAUUUCAGGAUGAUGAGUGUAUAGCGCCCACCCAUUCUGGAGUUCAUCGGGACUAGAAUACUUGGAUUUAAGCCCAUUGAUUAAAUUGUGCCAUCUUAAAACUAAAGCAUUUCAGCUUUAUUAGAUUGUUGAUCAGCCUAAUUAGAGCUAAUUGGAGCUUCAAGGGCUCUGAGCCAUCCCUAACUGCUUUUUGAAUGACAGGUACUUGCACUUGUGCAAAAGGAAGCGCAUGGUUUCGAAUGCUGCCCCUUACACAAUUUUAGAUUUCAUUCUCUUGCUGUUGAAAAUCCAAAUUUGAUGGGGGCGGGGAGGAAACAACAUAUGACUUGAUGUGUUAGAACACAAAUUAUUAUUGGGGCCUGAAUGAAGUUUAUGAUUUCUUCCUUAUACUGCAAAUGUUAGGGCCCAGUUAAAAUGUGAUGGCUAGAACCUAUCCUCUAAGGUUUAAAGAACAAGGCAGAACUAUUUGCAAAGGGGCUUUGAAGCAGCACCCAGCAGGAUGGAAAGUCUCCAUUCAUCAGCUGAUAAGCGGAGACUUCAGUCCUGCGCCCUGCCAUGAUCUCAGCAGGAUUCAAUCCCACACUGAUGAGAAUGGGUCAAAUACUGCUGCUUUUGCUGCACAUGUCAGUUCCAUGUGGGGAAUUGACACAAUCAGCCAGUGCAGAACUGAACACCGACCAUCAGCUGAUGUCACCCAUCAUUCAGAGUGAUGUCAGCUAAUUGGCAGAUGGACAUGGUUUUGGAAAAAUAGCAUCGUGCUCUGAAAGUUACUUUGGUAAUUGCUUUUGAAAGCUCCUAUUCUUUCAAUAAAAUUGUUUGAGUUAAUAUUAAAGGUGCAAUGAUCUUUCUUUUUUCUUUUUAAAAAGCAGACUAACAUGGUUGUCCUGUAAUUUGUCAAAAAAAAGGGAUGAUAAAGUUUAAUUUUCUGAGUUGUGCAUUUAUCCUGCGUUCACAAAAUAAGGCGAUCGAGCUUUUUCUGUAUUUUUUUCCCCUAGUGCAGAAAAAUGGGGUACGGCAUUGUUCCUAUUUGGCCACACGAAAGAAUCUCUACAUCACUAAAGACACAAAGGUCGUUUGUCAGGGUUUUACCGGCAAACAGGUAUGUGUUUGGCUGUACCUUUCUCGUACUGUUGAAGAGUGGUUUUCAAACUGGGUUUGAGGAGCCCUGGGGUUCCUUCGGUGAACUUUGCAAUGGUCCAUUAGCAAGAUUUGGGAUGGCAGACCAGCUUCCUUGAAAGACAGCUUGCUGCUGCCGCUGUUCGUCUUCCCCUGCAAUGCACAGCUGGGAUGAAGUUUCUGGUGUAUUCUAAGACAUGUUCCCAGCUUGUACAGAGCAUUGGCUGCAAAUGCUCAUCGCACUAAGCCAAACCGUGGCAUAUUGUGAAUGUGCAAUCAUGUUGGCUUCUUAAGAGGAGAUCUCAGUCACUUUGCACCUCCCCAGACUUUUUAGGUCUCCUUGGCAGUGAAGCCAAGGUUUGGCUUCAUGAGUUCUCUGAAUCCAGGAUUGUGGUUAAGGUCUCUCCUGAAUCACAAACGGUAGCCAAAGUUUGUUCGAUGGUUUCAGGUCUUGUUUAAGAAGGAGACACCUUAACCACGAUCCCAGGUUCAGAAGACAUGCUAAGUCAAUCCUUGAUGUUCCACACUGACCCAUACACCCCCCUCCCAGCCUGGCGUCAAAAUUGGGUGGUGCAACACCUCCUCUCAUCUACUCAGAAGAAGGAGAAGCGUUCAGCGGAGCCUGCAUAAAGGCUGCAAGCUCUUCUCCAGGAGCCAGCAUAGUUCUGCAGUGACAUUGAGCCAUGUGACGUAUGAACCAUACCAGUGCUGCCCCAUAGGCCUAACCACUUACCUGCACUCGGUAAGAACUGGGCACUCAGUAAGACAUUUGGGGGCACCAGGUCUUCUGAUACACACAUGGAUUUGUUUUUAGGAAUGCUGAUGUUUGUGGGGAUCCCUGGAGGUAGAAUCGCAUGAACAUCAUAAGAGGCCUGCUGGGUUACAGCGAAGGACCGCAGUAGCUAACUAGAUGCUCCUGAGAUCUUCCGAGUGUGAAGGCAGCAUCACUCCCUUUUUCCCAGUGUGGGGCUCAAACCCUAAUACAGUGGUGCCUCGCAAGACGAAAUUAAUCCGUUCCGCGAGAGUCUUCGUCUAGCAGUUUUUUCGUCUUGCGAAGCAACCCUAUUAGCAGCUUAACGGAUUAGCGCUAUUAGCGGUUUAGCGGCUAUUAAAGGCUUAAAGGCUUAGCGGAUUAGCUGCUAAAAGGCUAUUAAAGGCUAUUAAAGGCUUAGCAGGUUAGAUAAAGGGGGCGAAAAGCGAAAAAAAUCUCAAGACUUGCAAGACAUUUUCGUCUUGCGAAGCAAGCCCAUAGGGAAAUUCGUCCUGCGAAGCAACUCAAAAACGGAAAACCCUUUCGUCUAGCGGGUUUUCCGUCUUGCGAGGCAUUCGUCUUGCGGGGCACCACUGUACUAAGAGUUUCCUGCUCUACUGACUGAGCUAGUGGAUUGGGAGAAGACUUAGUCCAAAUAAUAGUAGUGCCCAAGGUCAUGGAAGGUUAGUUUUAUGUUGUAUAUGUGUUGUAAUUAGAACUGGCCGACAGAUCUAGUUCUGAAACCGUUGUUCAAGUUCUAAACGUCAGUACAAACUAGAGGAAACACAUUUUUUUGUUCUCCUGCAUACAGUUUGUAUCUGCCUAUACUGCAAAUGGUGUCUUCUAUUUAUAGCUUCUCAUGCCACACUUAAUGUUUGGAAUGCUGAUCCAUCAUGGGUCACAGAAAUGAAGCUGUGCCUUAGUUCUAGAACGCAGUAGGGCAUAUUCCUUGUCUGUUAACUUGUGGCUUUUUCUACUUCCGACUUUUCGGUUUUUAAGGAAAGCAGCAGAAUUGACCUUGGGUGCAUUUGGUUUAGUCCAGGAGUGAGGAGCUUGUGGUUCUGCAGUUACCAUUGGACUUCCAUUAGUCCCAGCCAGCAUAAUGGUCAGAAGUCAUGGAAUUGUAGUCCAAAAACAUCUGGAGGGACACAGGUUCCUUACCCCUAGUUUAGUCCAAGGCCCAGACUGACUAUGCAGAAUUUACUGUUUACUACAAUUGAAUGCUAUAUCUCUGGACUGUGCCACUUAAUAUUGCAGGUUUGAGAUGGCACAUUUACAUGCUUCCCAGGCUUGAUAAAAAACAGCCAAGCAUUUGUUCCUCUGCACUUAGAAAUCUAGCACCUCAUGCUAGCAGCGUAUGCUUGAUUUUUAUUUUUUUUUAAAAUGGAUCAUGGUUACUGGCUCUCAUGCAGCUCCCAUUUCUUUCACUGGCCUUGUGCAGGAGAAGUCUAGCUUUGCAUCACUUUUGUCCUCCUAUCUUAACCUAGUUUUUGUUAUGUUUGUAUUUCUCUUGCAGGGUACCUUUCACAGUCAACAGGCGUUGGAAUAUGGCACCAAUCUAGUAGGAGGGAUUUCUCCUGGCAAAGGGGGCAAAACUCACUUGGGGCUUCCGGUCUUUAACUCCGUGAGGGAGGUAAUAAUAUAUUGCUAUAUGAGAACUGAUCCCACAUCUUGAUUACAUCCAGACUAGAUCAUCCAAACGUUUCACCAAAUAUCCGUGCAGUAGAAAGCAAAUUUCCGCUUCUGAUGAUGAGGAUAUUCUUUUGGCAUGGCAAACAGUUUGAAAGAUCGAUGAUUUCUUCUUCUUUUUUUAAAUGUAAUUGUAUCUUAGGCUAAAGAGAAAACGGGUGCUUCUGCCUCUGCAAUAUAUGUGCCGCCACCAUUUGCCGCCGCCGCAAUCAAUGAAGCCAUUGACGCAGAAAUCCCCCUCGUUGUGUGCAUUACAGAAGGUAUUCCCCAGCAGGACAUGGUGCGUGUCAAACACAGAUUGCUUCGUCAGGAGAAGACUCGGCUCGUUGGCCCAAAUUGCCCAGGAGUGAUCAACGUAAGGGCUCAAGCAAAGUUAAAACUAGCGGAGAUCUUCUUAAGAGAGUAGAAGCCUAUAUAUUUUGGCUAAAGGCAGGCGUGCCAUCUGAUUAACAUUCUUGCCUGUCCUGUAGGCACCAUCCUCGUGAGCUGUAGUGUUUUCCCAGUGUUGCUUGACUCCACUUCCCAGCUUCCCUCACCAUUUUUAAAAAUAUAUAUGUGUAUAAUUUUUAUUAAAUUUUCUGUUUUACAAUUUACAAUACUCAUUUAUGCAUCCUUAAGAUAUCAAUGACUUCCCUUCUCUUUCCAUGGUUCAUUUUGCAUAUCAUAAAUCCCUGCGUAUUUUACAAAAACUAAACAAUUCAGUAUUCCAUUAAUACAUCCAUCAAACCUUAUUUACACUGUUGAAUUUAUCUUAACGCUGCCAACAUUUUCAGGUGUGCACAAUUCCCCCCCCCCCCAAUAUAUUCAAUAAACGUUUUCCAUUCUUCUCUAAACGUAUGUUCUUGUUCUCUAAUUCUAUACAGUGGUAGCUUGGGUUACGAACUUAAUUCGUUCCAGAGGUCCGUUCUUAACCCAAAACCGUUCUUCACCUGAGGCGCGCUUUCACUAACGGGGCCUCCCACUGCCACCACCGUGCAAUUUCCGUUCUCAUUAUCUAUGAUAAGCAAAAUGAACCAUGGAAGGAGAAGAAAGGAAGUCACUGAUAUUUUAAGGAUGUUAAAAUGGGUAUUUUAGAAUAACAGAAAAUUUAAUUAAAAAAUUAUAUAGAAAAGAUGGGUGGGGUACGAAAAAUAAUACAGUGGUGCCCCGCAAGACGAAUGCCUCGCAAGACGAAAAACUCGCUAGACGAAAGGGUUUUGCGUUUUUUGAGUCGUUCCGCAAGACGAAUUUCCCUAUGGGCUUGCUUCGCAAGACGAAACAUCUUGCGAGUUCUUGCGAGUUUGUUUCCUUUUUCUUAAAGCCGCUAAGCUGUUAAUAGCCGCUAAGCCGCUAAUAGCCAUGCUUCGCAAGACGAAAAAACCUCAAGACGAAGAGACUCGCGGAACGGAUUAAUUUCGUCUUGCGAGGCACCACUGUAAUUACUACUACUACUAUAAUGAAAAACCAACUUUUUUCAAACUUCGUUUUGGAGACCCCUGGAGCUUAAUAGCAAGAAGAUCAGCUUUCUCGCACAGUGCCUUGCAUGCUGCAUCUGAUCUUCCUGGAGCCACGGGGACAGUGUGCUCUGUUCAUGCAAGGCAUAGCUAACACUCCAUAAGGAUUGACUGCAUACCCUCUUCCAUCAGCAUCUGGAGGGCAGCAGGGUGGCUACCUCUGCCCUGGAACAUGCCCCACAAUCCUGUGCAAAGUACAGAGGACUUGCAGCAAGUUCAGAGGUCGCUUUGGGCAGUCUUGACACACUGGGAAGGAGUCUUAUAGAGGAAGGUUGUGGUGGUGACUUCGGAUAAGUGUAUGAAAUGAUGUUCAUCAAGUUUGUUUUGUUUUUAGCCUGGAGAAUGUAAAAUUGGUAUCAUGCCUGGCCACAUUCACAAGAAAGGAAGAAUUGGUAAGAUCUCAAAGAUUUUUCUAGUGUGUUUUUGAAAAAUAAUAACAACAACAAUAACAAAAACCUGCAGUUGUAUUCGCUCUAAUACAAUAGGGUAUGCAUUUGGCUUAACACCCUAGCCUUCAAGAUAUUAGUCAAUGUUGACGAUGUCAACAUACCCACCACCUUUUGAUUUGGCAGGUCCUGUGCAGGAACUAUAAGAGAGGCAGGUUUGAAGCAGCAGAGCUUGCUUCAGGGACAAAUUCAAAUAAAACACGUGUGCCAUCUUAUCAUAUUAGCUAGGGCCAAGUGCUCCCAUGCAGAACCCAAAGUCUUCGGAGGGGGAAAUCAGAAUGGCAGUCUUCUAGUAAGGCCCAACUGAGUCCAGUCUUGAAAUAUCCAACCAAGUCUGCCCUUAGUUUGCAGCCUGUGUUAAGUGCGAACAUAUGCACACUUCAAAAGAAAGAUAACUCCCAGGUUGGCUUGAGUGCUCCCUCCCCAACCUAAAGACUGGAUUUUAGAUUCCUCAAGUGGUGGUGCGCUGUUAUUUUCGCACAUGCAGCAAAGGCAGACACUUCAUAUAAAAACGAUUUGCCGUAUGGGUGAGCAUUAUAUCGAAACUCAAACGCCAUGCUCUUUUAAAUGGGCAGUUUCAAAGUCGACUGCUGUCCUCUUUUAAGUUUCAAACAGUGGUUGGUAACACAACGGGCUUUGCUGAGUUCUUGUGGGGUUUGAUUUCUUCAAUGUCACAAUCAGGACACCUUCCUGCACACUCUGCCCUUUGAAUAAGUAAACUCCAGACAACGGGAAAUCUUUGCGAAGCUGCUCUUGGUGUGUGUUUGUUUCAAUAGGGCUUAUACUUCAGGGUUUGCUGGUAUAAUGCUCCUAUGUUGCUCUUACGUUGCAUUGUGUGGCUCAGGAAUCUCUAGUGUAACUUAACUUACAUGAUCUUCAACUUAUGGCAAGGAUACUUUUUGAAUGUUAUGUGCUGAUCAUGAAAUUAGAACUUACAAGGUUCAAAGGUCAGCUUGUUACGUAAGUUGCUAUAUGUAAAUUUGUAUAGCUAUAUCUAUCUAUAUAUCUUUUUUCUUCUUUUCUCCUUUCCAAACCCUUCAGGUAUUGUGUCGAGAUCUGGCACUCUGACAUACGAAGCUGUUCAUCAGACAACUCAAGUUGGACUGGGACAAUCCUUCUGUGUUGGUGGGUUUGAGAGAGGCUCAGUCAGUGUGUAAGAAAAUACAUAUGAUCUUAGCAACCACUUAAGAAAUGCUAACUCCCAUCCCACUUUGCAUUAAAUGUGCGUUUUGCAGUAGUGUUAAACCAAAUUGCCCCCCAGGGUGGGGAGACACAACUGGGGAGGGGCAGUCUGAUGACUGGGGCCACAAGUGGAUGGAUUAUAUGGCUGAGAGUUCAAUUUUGCAAGUGAGAGUGAAAGGAGAUGAGUGAAUCCUAACUCUUUUAUCCUGUAUCUCUUUUGGCAUCCCUUUGGUUCCACUCUGGUUGAAUUCCAGAAUUUCAGAUUUAGGAAGUUCAGGCUGUAGUUUGCACAUGUCUCCCAAACUGGUGUUACUGUGCAAAUAAAAAGAAAGAGUUGCCUUCGGAAAUUCAUUUUCUAAUUUACAUUUGGCGUGUUGAUUGGAAAGAGGCAGAAAAGGAAGCAGGAAUUCUCUCUCACUUGACUUAAAAAAAUCUGGCAGUUUACCUCUGGAACAGUUAACUGAGUCUGACAUUUUGAGUUCUGCUCUGGUAAAUGUGCCCAGCACAAGAGAAUUUCAACACCAGGGUGAGAAUCCAGAAGAGGAGGAUUUUAACUGCUACAAAUGAAGGUGAGGCCUUAAGCCAAGUCUUAGAUACUGCAUUCCUCCUUCAAAGUUGUAGCCUGCUGAAGGAUUGCCAUGGUAGCCUUAGGCCUUGGGUACCAAUUCCUGUGCUAAAAGAGGGUAUUCAUAAAUACAAUUUGUGCUAAAUGUGUAAUGAAAAGGAAAGGAAUGAUGCUUCAAUCUUCUUUUAACUUAAUCUGAGGGCUGUAUUCUUCACAAUGUUUGCUGGAAACAGAUUGUGAUUUUACAUCAUUUUGGUAAUUCUGCAUCUACCGUAACUGAAUAUAUGGGGUUAUGCCCAACUAACUUCUAUGCAAAGUUGACCCAUCAAAAUUAACUGACCAAAGCAAAUAAUGUACCUUAAUUUCAGUGGGUCUGCUCAGAGUAUGAGUAACAUUGGCUACCAUACAAAAUGUUUCCCUCAGCUCUUUUGGUUGGUGUUUGCAGCCAUAUUUUCCACCUGUGGGGCAGCAUCCAACAAAGUAGUUGCACUUGCACAAGGUUUUCCAUUUUCACAAUGGAACUAUCCCUCGUCUCCCUGGGCACCUUCUUCACCCUCCCCAAAUCUGCUUGCAAGGGUAACCCCUGGAACAGGGGAAGGGAACAGAGUGGGAAGGGAAGUUCCUAUACAGAGGCAAAGAUCCUUGCUCUGGCAGGACUACUUCAUUGGAGAAUGCUCUGUAUCACAAGGUACAAGUUGGGAACGGCUUAAAGAUUUGUGAAAAGGCAACUUAAAAUCUCUGCAUGUAAAGGUUGUGGUUUAGCUCUUUGGAGGCAUAGAUAUUUACAUGUAAAAGGCCCCAAAUUCAAUCCGCAAGAUCCCUUCUUAAAGGUUUGCAGGUCAUAGGGUUAAGAAUGACUUCUCUUGAGAACCUAGCAACAUAGAUGGUUUCAAGGCAGCUGCUUAUAUUUUAUAACUCACUUUUUAUUAGCCAUAUACCAACUUUUUGUUGUCCUUUUCUGAAACCAGAAAUAUUGGUAGGGGCAGAACUGAAUGACCCGAUUGCCAGCUAUUUAAUGGCUGAAAUGAAGCUCCAAGACUGUUUGUUAUCCUUAACUGUGAAAGUGGGCAACUCAAGUUGGUGAUCCUGAAAGUUCUGCAGCCCCUGUUAGUAGAAUUGGUCUCUGGAAGAAAUGUGCUGCUCUUAAUAGGACUGUUUGAAACCUUUCAGGCAUCGGAGGAGACCCAUUCAAUGGAACAAAUUUUAUUGACUGCCUGGAUGUCUUCCUGAAGGAUCCGCACACCGAAGGAAUUAUACUGAUAGGCGAGAUUGGUGGAAACGCAGAAGAGGAUGCCGCUCAGUUCCUUAGGGAAAACAAUUCUGUAAGCUUAAAUAUUUUGAGAGAGUGUCUCCUGUGCACAUUCUGCUUAUUGAGGAAGGAGGAGGGAUAACCAUUUUAAAAAUCUGUUUGUAUUCCACUCUUUUAAAGUCAAUGGGUUGGGUCGAAAGGGUCCCUUUGGAAGGAAUUUACACCCUUCACUAGAAUGUUGCACAAGAUGAAGCUAAAUCCCAAAGAUGUACUUGUGUGACCUCCUAAGUAUAAGAACUGAGGUUGCUUCCAGAUGGCAUGUAUGUUGGAACAUUCAUCCUGAUUCCUUUGCAUAAAAUUUGCAGAGAGGUUAUGCGAUGUCACACUUCGCAGUGCAUUUUCCUGUCCCUUUCCUUACUGCCAAAACACCAAAAGCCCAGUCCGAAGUGGGUUUGUUGCACACAAGCACCAAAUCAACUAUAACUCUGCAACCUGAAUUUGCCACUGUGCAGUUGUAUCCCACCAACAAAAUAGCUGCCGUCCAGAAGCAUCCCAAAUCUCUCUUCAUCACUCAAACGAAAGUUGCCUGUAGCACAAUUAAGUACACCAAGCCCAGCAGAGAGAUUAAUCAAUAACCUUUUGAAAGCCUGGCAUUUUUAGGGUAAAAGCAUUAAGUGGUUAUUACAUGCAGCUACAUAUUUGCUAGCUCCUCACCGUUCCCUAUUAAACAUAAUGAAAAUAACGGUGUAGACUAUCUCACCAAAUGGAAAGGAAGAUUCACCCCAUAAAUUUAUCCUGUGGGCUCAUUUCUGGUGGUACCAUUUUGCAGCAAAUACUGCAGUUCCCCAAAUUGCCUACGCAGGCAAAUGGGCAAUGAGUGAGUGAAAUUUGCUCAUACAACCAGACUGAGCCCACAAACUUGGGAAUGGUUCACAGGAUUGAGAGUCGUGUGUGUGGAUUACUUAUUUGUGACAUACAAGGUGGUAUUCAGAAGUUAAUUGGCAUGAUUUAACAUAUGUGGGGGGACACGGGUGGCGCUGUGCUCUAAACCACUGAGCCUAGGGCUUGCCGAUCGGAAGAUCGGCAGUUCGAAUCCCCGCAGCAGGGUGAGCUCCUCUUGCUCGGUCCCAGCUCCUGCUAACCUAGCAGUUCGAAAGCACGUCAAAGUGCAAGUAGAUAAAUAGGUAGUGCUCCGGCGGGAAGGUAAACGGUGUUUCUGUGCGCUGCUCUGGUUUCGCCAGAAGCGGCUUAGUCAUGCUGGCCACACGACCCGGAAAAUCUGCGGACAGACGUCAGCUCCCUCGGGCAGUAAAACAAGAUGAACGCUGCAACCUCAGAGUCGUUCGCAACUGGACUUAACUGUCAGGGGUCCUUUACCUUUUUUUAACAUAUGUGUAUUUUAAUUUCAGUGGGUCUACAAUGAGUAGGACUUGGUUGAAUAUCACCCACAGUGUUGCAUGAAUUGUUUUAGGGGCAGGUUUAAGGCAUUCAAAAUCUGUGUUUGUCCCAUAAGGAAAAAGUAAUACCUGAUCCAGAUGGUUUUUUUGCGCACAGCCACAUUUUACUUGGAAGUGAUUUCCCAUGUUUGUGGAAUAUGUUGCCAGGAAGCUGUGGUCAAGUCCAUAGGUGGCCAGAGUUGCAUGAUUGUUUCUCUGGAAACUCUUGGGCGCAUCAUGUUGAGGUUUCUUGAAUAACUGGACCAGUCCCAGGAGCUUCUUCAAGGCCACAAAACAUGGCUAGAUUUGGAUUUUGGUUUCUUGAGUCAGCCUUUGCACAUCAUUCUUCACUCAAAAGCUUUUAUGGCCCAGCUACUACACAUCUACAGUGGUACCUCUGGUUAAGAACUUAAUUCAUUCUGGAAUUCCAUUCUUAACCUGAAACUGUUCUUAACCUGAGGUAAAGUGCUAAUGGAGCCUCCCGCUGCCGCUGCACCACUGCUGCGCGCUUUCUGUUCUCAUCCUGAAGCAAAGUACUUAACCCGAAGUACUAUUUCUGGGUUAGUGGAGUCUGUAACCUGAAGCGUCUGUAACCCGAGGUACCACUGUACUUCAAUUUUCCACUUUGGCUUGCAAAACAAUUAGCAAACCCCACCAAAGAUGAAAUUGUAACUUUAAUCAUUAUCCCCUCUCCCCCAAAGUGGACUUUUUCUUGGUAUAUCUACCACUGGAGCUGUCUUCUAAAAUCAAAACUACUUAAAUAUUUCCUUGGUGGCCUAUACAUGAGCUAUACAAGCUUGAUCCUUACGGGAAUUUUGUUGUACUCACUUCCCUCCUUUUCUCUGCCCAGAACUCUCAGGUUGUUUCCUUAUCUCUGCCCCUAAUCCUCGGGCUGGUGCUUUGGCUUGAAUGUCUUUUUCUUGUCCAACCACGCCAAUAACUGUGCUCACUGGGGUAGUUGCAACUCUGCUUUCUCUUUCUCGCCCCUCUAUUAAAUGAUUCCUCUUUUGUCACAGGGCCCAAACGCCAAGCCAGUCGUCUCGUUUAUAGCUGGAGUCACCGCGCCUCCAGGCAGAAGGAUGGGCCACGCGGGGGCUAUCAUUGCCGGUGGGAAAGGUGGAGCGAAAGAGAAAAUUGCUGCCCUACAGAAUGCUGGCGUCGUCGUCAGUAUGUCUCCUGCUCAGCUGGGCUCUACUAUAUACAAGGUUAGUUCAGCAGCCAUUUAGAAGUUCAAGGGCACGGUGCUGCUCCUCUGCAACUUAAAGGCAAUGGAGCUUGCCAGGAUGUUGCCAGAAACAUUGGGCAGUGUGAAAGAUGUUCUUCUUCAUUCCUAUGAACAAGGCUUUUGUUGGGUUGGGUUUCUUUCAAUGCAACAGGCGUGGUAGAAGUAUGCAGAUUUAGGUUGUUGGGCAAUCUGGUUUUCAACGUCAUGAUAUCUCACCAUCAUCAUGUAUGUCAAGUAUGCAUGUUAGAAGUUGGUGAAUUCGCAAGGCAUGAUAUGCUGGCAGGCGAAGCGAGAAACUGGUUUUAUCAAGGAAAAAUGUAUAGCUGUGUCCAAAAGAACAUUGGUUUUGCUUAAUGAAAGCAAAAAUCCCCUGGUAAAAACGGGACGGAACUGGCAAUGAACAACAGUAAUAAAUAUCCUCUGAAAAGAACAAAGACAAGGAAGAAUUAAUGGUGGGCCACGGAAGGCCUGAAACACAUUGUAUGUAUUUCUGAGGUACAACAGCAAGGGUGACGUGGUGGUCCAGAAGGAGAACAGGAGGAGAGUGGCAGAAACUCAGUCGUUCUAAAAGCCAGCCCAUAGACGUCAAGGGGGAAGAAGACUAUAAAAAGGGCACUCUGCUUACCCUCAGCGUGGUAACUUGGUUCUUUUGAAAUCCGGAGAGCCAAGUGAUAUCCCGUAUGCUAUAGGACUUUCAAUAAGACAGGUCGGAGACCAGAUCUCGGUUUACACACCUUUCAUGUAACAUUUAUUUCAUAUAGUCAAGUAUACAUUAAUAAAUUGGCCCGAAGAGGUUCAAACACUCACACAUUCACACAAAUAUUCACACAAGGCCCUUCACAUGGGUUGAUCAAGCCUCACGUAAGAGCUGUGGGUUUUGGGCUGUAGCGCUGGUCCCAACGAUGCUGAGGGUAAGUAGAGUGUCCUAUUUAUUUAUUUAUUUAUUUAUUUCUCUUGUUCAUCGCCAGUUCCACCCUGUUUUUAUCAGGGGAUUUUUGCAUUGGGAUUUUUGCUUUCAUUAAGCAAAACCAAUGUUCUUUUGGACACAGUUAUACAUUUUUCCUUGAUCAAACCAGUUUCUCAGACAGGAACGAAGAUUUGGAGAUAGGCUUCAGUGGUCCAGACUAUGGGGAGCCCAGAAAAAUUAAUAAUUACAAUUUGGACUAUAAUUUGGUCGCUUUUUUAUUUUAAUUCAUUGUUUUUAAUUGGAUUAGAUUAUGAUGUGGAUAUGAUGAUUGGCUGUUUUUACUGGAAAAUCAAUAAAAAUGAUUUUUUUAAAAAAGGAAAAAACCAGUUUCUCACUUCGCCUGUCAGCAUAUCAUGCCUUGCGAAUUCUCCAUCUUCUUUUGGGCCUAACAUUCAUACUUGACAUAUACCGAUAUCUCACUGUGUCUGAUACAAGGAUGGAGCUGCGCAGAGGCAUUGGCUGGCUUCACGGCUUUUCCCGCAUCAUGAUUUUUGCCGGCGCCUGCUCUUGUUAAUUGCUGGGCCCUACAGGAGGUGGGAGAGAGCUGAGCUGGCAGAGUUUACAGCGGCUCUUUUCCCCUUGUAAUGUGGGUUAGGAAAAAUAGCGAAAGUCAUAGUUGGGACAUCGAAGAUUGCAGUCAGUUUGCCAAAAGUUGCCACGGACCCUCAGAAGCUGCUCAGAGUCUAAAGCUGUCAGUUGAGCUCCCUGCAGUGAAGCGACCUGGCCUCUCUGUGAUAACAGAGUAUGUUCCUAGUGUUCUCCAGCUACGUCACUGCAAGCCCAUUGUGACCCUGAAAACAGGCCAGCCAAUGCCAUUGAGAAGGGCAGAGCGGCCAGACAGGGGCCAGGUUAUGGAAGAGAUUGCAGAUGUUAAAGGUGGUAAACUCUGGCAGAAAGGAUGGUUUGGCAAAUGCUUGUCCCAACUCUAAUGAAACCUUGUCUCCGUCUUUAUCCCUCAAGGAGUUUGAGAAGAGGAAAAUGCUGUGAGAGGAGGAGGAGGAGGGGAUCCGUCCGAACAUGCCACUGCAGAAAUACCACCUCCCUCUGUGCUGCUCACCUGCUGAUUUUUCUUUUCUCGAAUAUAAUUGACAACGGUCUUCUGAAUUCAGCUUUAAAGCCAUCAGGUUUCAUUUCAGUGGCUCCUUUGUCCAGACAUAAUUGUACAUCAUAGCAAACGAAUAAAUCUACCACUAAACUUGAUUAUUUGAAAUCCUGGAGCUUGGUAGCUUUUUCUUACAACUUUCCUCAAAUCACUUUAUUAAAACUCUUUAACUAUCUGGAAGCUUUAAGAAUGGAUAUACUUUAAAGUAAAACUGCUUUUUGUUUCUGCUAUGGGCUUUUCGGCUUUUAUUUUUGAUGGACAAUUGUCCUUGACAUAGAAAUUGGUGCCAAAUCCUAUUGGUCUAGUACAUCAGGCAGAGCUUAGUGGCGUGCAAAUGAAUCAUUAAGCUUUCCUGAGUCCAUAGAGUGCUGGUGGCGAUCACAGUUAUCUUCAGGAGGGAACUAUAACGUAUGCAGCUUUCACAAAACACCAAAUUUAUUCACCAGCAAUGCAGUGAGGUCUGAAGACUCAGUUGGAAGUAGUAGAGCCGUCUUCGCCAACCUGAUGCCCUCCAGAUAUUUUGGGCUGCAGCUUCUAUUAAUCCUAGCCUCCAUUGGCCUCGUUGUCAUCAACUCCAGCACUUCAUGGGCAUGCUGGCUAGGACAGGUGGGAGUUAUAGUCCAGUGUACCUGUAGGGUGCCAGGUUGGCAGAGGCUGUAAGCAGUGCCUGAGGCCAGCUGUGUCUCUCUCACACUGUGUCCAGAUGUUUUAUCUGAAUGCCAAGCCCUGCCCAUAUUGUACAGGUAGGUGGGGCUGUAGCUUUUAGAUCAACUUGCAUAGAUGGAAAUGAUUUAAAACACACUCCAAAGUGCAUGCAGGGAGAGCAAAGAGUAGUGUUCUCCCUGGAUGUUUUUAAUUGUUUCAUUGAUCAGCAAAUGCUUUAGCAAAAGGCCUACUGGGUCUGUCCCAUGGCAAGUGACCUUAAGCCAUCUGAGUUGCAUUCUGGGAGGGGCAAGGCGAUGGCGAGGUUGGUGCAGUGCAAGGAUGCCAGCAGAGCCAAUCCUGGCAACACGUUUACACCGCACCAACCUCGCCACUGCACCAACCUCGCCACCGCUUCCCCCUCUCCAUCCUGGUAUGCAGCAGUGACUCAGCCACAGAACCCCACUACUUGCUAUAGGCAAUUUGCUGCAGCCAUGACAAAUCUGAUAUUUUCCCUGUCCGCUUCUUGAAAACAAGCCACUGUCCAUUGGAUGAUGGCAGGUCCUUGAUUUUUACUAAACGGAUCUCUUAUUAUUUCUAAAGCAUGUAAUAAGGAGUUCUGUGCAUAGUUACUCAGAAGCAACUGCUGCUGUUGGUAUCCUCCAGAAUGUAUUUUCUCCUAAACUGAUUCCAGCAGUCAUGUGGACUUCAUACAUAAAUCCUGCUUCAGAAAAAGUCCUUUCAUAGCCCUUGUGUUUUUCUUUUUUUAGGUUCUGCCCCCUUUGCUUUUGUCUCUGUGCUGCUUUCUCUUUAAUUGCAAACUGCUUGUGCAAUUUUCUGUGUGGGCUGUCAACAACAUGGACUUCAGUUGCAAAAUGUCUGAGCGGAACAACACAUUUCCCCAUUUAUAAAAAAGCCUGAUUUUCAUCUUCUUUUUACUAUUAGUAUUUUCACCUUGAAAGUUUUUAUGGUUCCAAAGAGCCACACGGCAAAUUCUGAAGCCUAUGAGGUGUUUAACCUUCCUGGCCAUCAGUCUGUGAAAUGGGAGGGAGUUUCAGCUAUUCAAAGGCACGAAGUAUCGAGACCCCCCCAGUGGGCGUGUCUAAAGGUGGUUCUUUUCCAUCGCAACCGUAGUUAUCCCGAGAGAAGCUAUAUUUAUACCACUUUGUACAAUGCUGGCCUAAUACUUCUCUUGCUCUUACUUGUGUUGUACCCUAGCUUUUUCUGUGCAACUGCUAAUGAGUUACUGCAGCUUUUCAAAAAGAGAGAGAGAGAGAAAAAAAAUCUACCUGAAUAUAUUUUCUGCAAAUAAUUACCAAUGAUUCUCUGCUGACAAGUUUUGCUACUUACAGGCAUACAUAAAAUGUUACGCUCGUAAAUGAGCUUUACGAGCUAUAGCGGAAUUUGAUGGUGUUUCGGUUUGCUUUCAUUAUGAACGGAAAUAAAAUCAAGUAACGCAAAACGGAGCUGGCUGCUUGUGUAGAUUGGGGUACCUUUAAAAAGAAAGCCAAUCUGUAAAGGAGGACCUUUGGGAAAGGGGGAAGACGGAGGAGGGGUGAGAACCUGUGGAUAUGAUUUUCAAAAUGUCGGUGUUGCUCAUUUUUAUCAAACAUACCCAAAGUGCUUUCUGUAUACAAAUUGAGACCGAUUCCCAACUUGCUCUUGUCCACUGCCUGCCUUUCGUGGGAAAACUAAAAUGACAAAUUUUGAGCCCAUCUCAAAGUGCCAGUGUCAUUCCUAAUUAAAAAGUGUGGCAGGCUCUGGUAAUUCAAUGCUGAGGGACUUGCACUCUGUGCAGACUCAGAGACUGCAUGCCCACUGAGCGAACGAUGCAAGCAUAGAAUUUGGUAUUACCGAAAAUGACAGCUUGCAAGAUUUCUGGGGUUUUUGGGGGGUUGGGGUUGGGGAAUGCUACUAGGAGUCAAGGCUGUGAUGGAAGUAUGUGGGUGCAAUCCAGCGCAGAGAACCAGCUCUAAAUGUCCUGUUGGAACACGUUAGAAUGCUUGAGGGUGUCCCUUGUGAAUAGCCAUUGAAAUCAAUGGACAAACAGCUUAACAUCAUUAAAUUUUUGAGUAUAAUGAAGGUUGGAUAUCACCUCUCUAAUAAUCC
This is a messenger RNA of Podarcis lilfordi (Lilford's wall lizard), 19556 nucleotides long. Lineage: Eukaryota; Metazoa; Chordata; Lepidosauria; Squamata; Lacertidae. The record is from the annotation of a GenBank genome assembly.